GGGAAGGUGGUGGGAGGCGCGCGGGCGGGUGGGGGUGGGCGUCGUGGGCGGUGGCAGCACAAACAAGCAAACCUUCCAAUUAACUCCUCCCCACCUUCCCAUCCUCCUCCUCCUUCCUUCUUCCGGCCUUUCCCCCCUUCACAAAUCUCAAUUUCGAUUCCCGUUUCUACCCUCUCGUGCUCACGGGCGCACGUUCCUGGGUUCCGAUCCUGAGGAGGGGGAUCCCUUGGCCUGGCUUGCCGGCAUGCGGCGGGGCGGCGCGGCGGCGAUGGCGGCGCAGGGGGAUGGGGACGCGGAGGCGCGGUUCCGCGGGGUGCGGAAGCGGCCAUGGGGCCGGUACGCGGCGGAGAUCCGCGAUCCGGCCAAAAAGGCGCGGGUCUGGCUCGGCACCUUCGAUUCCGCCGAGGACGCCGCCCGCGCCUACGACGCCGCUGCGCGCAUGCUGCGCGGGCCCAAGGCCCGGACUAACUUCCCCCUCUGCCUCGCGCACCAUGGCCAACUACCGGCCAGCUACCCGCCCUACCCCCUCGCGGCCGCCGCCGUCCAGCCGCCGGUCGCCGUGGCGGCAGCCUGGCCGGCCAGCAGCAGCCUCAGCUCCACUGUCGAGUCGUUCGGCGUUCCGCGGGCGCGGCCGGUGCUCCCGCCGCGGCCCCCGCCGCCGCCGAUCCUCGACGGCGACUGCCAUAGCGACUGCGGCUCCUCGGCCUCGGUGGUGGAUGAUGAUUGCGUGGACGCUGCCGCCUCGCCGUCCUGCCAGCUCCUGCUCCCGUUCGACCUCAACCUGCCCCCAGGCUGCGAUGGAUUUGCAUGUGAUGACGACGACGAGCUGAGGCUGACGGCGUUGCGGCUCUGAACUCGAGCCACCGGUGGUCAGAGAAAGAGGAAAAGGAGAAAAAUAUUUGGUUCUUCCCUUCUCUCGUAGCCGACAUGAUCCACCUCUAUGUUGCUGCUGCUGCUGCUGUUGUUGUUUACAUGAUCUGAUGAUGAUUAAUAUGGCCGGAUCUACAAACCGGCCUGCUUGCAUGCUUGUUGCCGGCGAUGGUGAUGAUUAUUGCCAGACUCCCCCGGUAGCUCGCUGCUGUUGUACUGUACUAUAGUAGCAUUUUACUUGCUUCCUCCUGUGAGGAAUCAGACAGCUAAAGUAACUUAUUUUCUUCUUUAACUACAUGUGCUACCCUUACUCACCUGUUUCGAAUCGAGAGCAUUGAAUUUUUUUCCUGUUCA
Brachypodium distachyon (stiff brome) is the source of this 1224-nucleotide messenger RNA. Its product is annotated as ethylene-responsive transcription factor 3. The coding region runs from base 245 to 853 and encodes 202 amino acids. The transcript has a single exon. The record is from RefSeq and is a predicted model, not a curated record. Gene Ontology annotation, biological process: regulation of DNA-templated transcription. Gene Ontology annotation, molecular function: DNA binding; DNA-binding transcription factor activity. NCBI's taxonomy places the organism in Eukaryota, Viridiplantae, Streptophyta, Magnoliopsida, Poales, Poaceae.